Molecule: messenger RNA, 697 nt
Organism: Papaver somniferum (opium poppy)
Lineage: Eukaryota; Viridiplantae; Streptophyta; Magnoliopsida; Ranunculales; Papaveraceae
Product: adoMet-dependent rRNA methyltransferase spb1-like
Exons: 3
Coding region: 1-615 (204 amino acids)
Biological process (GO): rRNA methylation; maturation of 5.8S rRNA from tricistronic rRNA transcript (SSU-rRNA, 5.8S rRNA, LSU-rRNA); maturation of LSU-rRNA from tricistronic rRNA transcript (SSU-rRNA, 5.8S rRNA, LSU-rRNA)
Cellular component (GO): preribosome, large subunit precursor; nucleolus
Molecular function (GO): rRNA (guanine) methyltransferase activity; rRNA (uridine-2'-O-ribose)-methyltransferase activity
Source: RefSeq, a predicted model, not a curated record
AUGGUUCAGAAGUCAAAGGGAGGUGGUAGGCCUGACAAAUACUAUCAUCUAGCCAGAGAACAAGGUUACAGGUCUACAGCAUCAUUAAAAUUACUUCAAUUAGAAUCAAAAUUCAAUUUUCUAAAAUCAGCUCAUUCCGUAUUGGAUCUUUGUGCUGCACCUGGUGGUUGGAUGCAAGUUGCUGUUAAGAAAAUCCCAGUUGGUAGUUUUGUUCUUGGAGUUGAUCUUUAUCCAAUUAAACCUAUUAGAGGGGCUAUUUCAGUCGAAGAAGAUAUUACUACUGCCAAGUGUAGAAGAACUAUUAAAAGGCUUAUGGAAGAAAAUGGUCUUAGAAGUUUUGAUGUUGUGUUACAUGAUGGUUCUCCUAACUUUGGUGGUGUUUGGGCUCAAGAUUCUACGGUUCAGAAUUCAUUAGUUAUCGAUGCUGUUAGACUCGCCACAGACUUUUUAUCACCUAAAGGAACUUUCGUUACUAAGAUAUUCAGGUCACAAGAUUGCAAUAAGGUCCUGUACUGUCUUAAGCAGUUAUUUGACAAAGUCGAAGUGACUAAACCAAUUGCCAGUCGUUCCACAUCUGCAGAAACCUAUAUUGUGAGUAAGAAUUAUAAAGCCUAAGGUAAUUAUAAAGCCUAUAUUGAAGUAUUUGUUUGACGUCGAACAGGAAAAACCUAAGGUAAUUCAUGUCGCAUCUAAGAAU